Xenia sp. Carnegie-2017 is the source of this 3190-nucleotide messenger RNA. Its product is annotated as importin-9-like. Gene Ontology annotation, cellular component: cytosol; nuclear envelope. The record is from RefSeq and is a predicted model, not a curated record. NCBI's taxonomy places the organism in Eukaryota, Metazoa, Cnidaria, Anthozoa, Malacalcyonacea, Xeniidae. Gene Ontology annotation, molecular function: small GTPase binding. Bases 8 to 3088 code for a protein of 1026 amino acids. Gene Ontology annotation, biological process: protein import into nucleus. The transcript is spliced from 29 exons.
UGCCAAGAUGGAGGAUCAAUUAUGCAAUGACAAUAUGGCCCUUCGAGAAGCUCUUAUUGAAUGUCUUUCUCAUAUUUUGUCUCCUGAGCAGCAAUUGAGAUUGAAUGCUGAAGAAAGGUUGAAACUUCUUGAAGUUACCGAAGACUAUGGUAUUCAUCUGGCUCAGUUGUCUGUGGAUGAAAACAGUGCAUUACCUAUCCGACAAUUGGCAUCUGUCAUCCUGAAACAGUAUGUUCAAUCUCAUUGGAUGCCAAUAUCAGAGAAGUUCACCCCUCCUGUAACACCCAGCAAAGCGAAGGCUGCCAUUCGUGAAAUUCUUCCUCAUGGUUUAAAAGAUCCAAUCAGCAAGGUCCGCUUGAGUGUGGCGUAUGCGAUGUCAGCGAUUGCACAUUGGGAUUGGCCUGAAGCUUGGCCAGACUUAUUUGGCACCUUGAUGCAGGCACUUCUAUCAGAAGAUCACAACUUUGUUCAUGGUGCAAUGCGCGUGCUCACGGAAUUCUCGAGUGAAGUCACCGAUGCUCAGAUAUCCCAAGUUGCUCCUAUUAUCCUACCUCAGAUGUGUCUAAUACUCACCGAAGAUGUGAAAUAUCACAUUCGAACCAGAAGUCGGGCCGUGAGUAUAUUUAACACUUUCGCUGAAUUGAUCGGAUCCUCUUGUUCUAAGUCGGUAAGAAAACAGUUAUUCCCCGUCAUGAAGAGCUUUCCUCCUGUUUUGACGCAAGUCCUUGCUGUACCAGACGGGGAAACGUCGGACUGUGGUUUAAAAAUGGAAGUUCUAAAGGCAUUGACUACACUUAUUGAAAAAUUUCCAAAAGAGAUGGCUUCUCAAUUGAGUGCCGUACUACCACAUGUGUGGAAUAUAUUGACUCAUGGAGCCGAGCGUUACCAUAAAACGGUAAUCAAUUUCAUGGAAGAAGCCGAUGAUCCGGUUGAUUCGGAUGGUGAAAUUCUUACCUUUGAAGCAGUGGUAUUUCAGGUCUUCGAGUUCAUACAAGCAUUAGUUGAAUCAAGAUUUAAAGUUGUCGUUAAGACUCACCUCGAUCAGUUGCUCUAUUUUCUUCUUGUUUACAUGGAAAUCACCGAGGAUCAGGCUUGCAUAUGGAUGUCAGAUCCUAAUAGAUUUGUUGAAGACGAAGAUGACGAUACCUUCUCGUUUUCAGUUCGAAUUUCUGCGCAGAAUCUCCUACUGACACUCGCAUCCGAAAUGAAAGAUGAAACUGCUGCAUGUUUGGUACAAGCGUUAUCCAAACACUUACACGAAUCACGAACAGCAAAAUCGAACGGAGAUCAAUUUUGGUGGAAAGUGGACGAAUCGUGUAUGCUCGCUAUUGGUUCCGUUCAACCUCUUAUAUCAGAAAAGAUUUUAAACGGCGAAUUACAGUUUGAUGUUCCAGGAUUUUUGACGGAGGUUGUUUUGGUGGCUCUCAACGAUUCGUCUGCAUCGCCGUUUCUUAUUGGUCGUGCGUUAUGGUUCAGUAGUCGUUUCACUUGCGAGAUGACACCUGAGUUGUUGGCAAGAUUCUUGGAAGGGGCGGUGAACGGUCUUCGUGAAACUCAAGUUCCUGCUAUUCGUAUUGGAGCUGCUCGAGCUACAUAUGGGUUCUGCGAUCGAUUGAAGUCGAGUGGCAACGCAGCAUUGUUCAAUUCUUAUUUACCCGACGCAAUCAACAGUUUAAUUAAUAUGUCCACCCAAUUCAGAGAGGAUGUUCUUUCGUUAGUUCUCGAAACUUUGUGGAUCAUACUUGGUAUGAACAAAGAAAUAACAGCUGCUUGGGAAGAAAAGAUUUCGCCUCUUGUUGUAGCUAUGUUCCUAAAACAUGGAAAUGAUCCCCAACUGAAUCCUAUCAUUGAAGGUCUUUUUAAGGAGUUGGCUUACAACGAAGCAUGUUUACCGCUACUCCAAGAAAGAUUCCUUCCUACGUUGGUUAAUUUACUUGAUGGGCCGCAUGAAAAAGUUCCUUUGGGAUAUAGAGCAGUCGCCAUGGAUAUUUUAUGUCACAUAAUUCGAGGUAGUGCUAGUGGUUUGUCAAACGCUCUUGUCAAUAAUGUCUUUCCAGUUUUGGUGUCAUUUAUUUUACGUUCAGACGACAAUGCUAUUUUACAGAGUGGCGGUGAAUGCGUUCGCGCCUUUGUUUCAAAAGGUUCCGAACAACUCCUAAACUGGCAGGACAGCUCAUCAAAUAACGGCUUGACAUAUGUUAUACGUGUAAUUUCACAUAUACUGCAUCCCGGUAUUUCAGAAUAUGCUUCAGUUUUUGUCGGAAAACUGAUAAUUAUUCUUGUAAAAAAGGUGGGAAAUAAUUUGGGAGAAAAGUUGGAUACUAUCUUGCGGGAGAGUCUUAGUAAAUUGCAAAACACACAGACAUUGACAGUUAUUCAGUCAUUAAUGAUGGUGUUCAUAAGCCUGAUGUAUCAUCGUCUUGAAGAUACCCUAAACUUUUUAUCAAACGUGCCCGAUCCGUCAGGAAAGUCUGCUCUUGAUUUUAUUAUAAAUAUUUGGUGUAACAGACAGCAGGAAUUUCACGGUGCUUUUGACUCUAAGGUUAGGAUUUUAGCAUUAUGUAAAAUGCUGGAGCAUUUUGUGAAUAGCGGCGACAGGAGGCUUAGUGAUAUAAUCGUGAAAGGCGAUAGACAUGUUGAACUUGAAACAGAAAUUCGAACAAGAUCAAAGGCUGCAAAACAACCGGAGCAUUGGACACAUAUUCAAGCUCCUGUGAAGUUUUUCAAACUCCUAAUCGACGAGCUAUCAAAUAUGAAUCAAAGCACGGAUGAAAUCGAGGAAAUCACGGAUGAUGAGGAUUGGGAUGACGAGGAUGAGAUCAGUGAAUGUGGAGAUCUGAAAAAUAUAGUUGGCUCUUCUUUUGCUCCUGCUUCCGAUUUUCCAGGAUUUGAUUUUAUGUUUGAUUUUCCUGUCGAAGAGGUUGAAGAUGAUCCUGAUGUUUUAGAAGAUCCGAUAUACAGUAUGGAUAUUCAGAACUAUCUAGUGGAGUAUUUAGUUGCAUUCUCCAGACAUCCUACGUUUACUUCAUUCAAUAAUGGACUGAAUUCGCACGAAAAGCAGACGUUGGCAAGAAUUUUACAGAUGUAGGUGUACGUAACAGUAGAAUUUUACUGUUGUUGUACGUGUAGUGUAUUUAUAUGUUCAAGAAGAAGUAUAUAUUUAUACAAAAAAUAUAUUUUAGCUGGCUAA